This is a messenger RNA of Racocetra persica, 345 nucleotides long. Lineage: Eukaryota; Fungi; Glomeromycota; Glomeromycetes; Diversisporales; Gigasporaceae. The record is from the annotation of a GenBank genome assembly.
UGCCUUCCUUGGUAAUAUCAAGAAUGCUUACGUUAACAAUCCAAAUCUUGAGAAUCUUCUUUUUGAUCCAUUUUUCAAAAAUGCUGUUGAGGAUGCCCAAAACUCUUGGCGUCAUGUUGUUUCACAAGCAAUUUUACUCGGCAUUCCUACUCCUGCGUUUUCCACCGCAUUAGCUUUCUAUGAUGGUUAUAGACAUGAAAAAUUACCUGCAAAUCUACUUCAAAGUCAAAGAGAUUACUUUGGUGCUCAUACCUUCAAGUACCUUGAUGAACAUAUCGCUAAGGGAUAUCCAAGCGGUGAUGUUCAUAUCAAUUGGACUGGUGAAGGUGGUAACGUAAGCGCCUC